Molecule: messenger RNA, 3109 nt
Organism: Physcomitrium patens
Lineage: Eukaryota; Viridiplantae; Streptophyta; Bryopsida; Funariales; Funariaceae
Source: RefSeq, a predicted model, not a curated record
UGAAUUCGUCGCUCUGCAGUUUCGAGCUCUGAAGCCUCCAUUCUUGCGAGAGAGCUUCACCAUUUUCCCGUCUCGGCGUGCGCAUAUUCUCCGUCGUAGGAAUCUGAUUCUCAAGAAAAGUGUACCCAAGUGUACAAUCUAAUCGAGCUUUAGGUACCCAGUGGACCUUAACUGAGCCGAGAUUUCGAGUUGACAGUUUGCCUCCUCCUCCAAGGCUAACCGUGGCGCAUAUGAGUGGGCUUCCAUAGAGGGAGGACUCGUGAACGCAAUAGUAGUGUUGGGGUUGAAGGAAAUCUGAGAAUCGAAUUUGGAGAGGGAAGGUAUGGAGAAUAAUGGCAUGAUGAGAAUGGAGGGUUGGGUGUAUAUUUUAAACCCCUCUAAGUUACGAUUAAAUCACCCCCGGAAAAGAUACCUGGUUCUUGUGGGCAAUAGAGCGAGCGCUUUCAAGGAUAAAUCUAGAGCUAAGGACGAGAGUCCAUUGAGAUCAGGCAUCAUCGACCUGGGCACUAGAGUUACCGACCACGGCCGUGAAAUCGUCCUUGGUCGAGUUUUCUUUGUAUUUUCCGUGCACGACCCUCAUGCUUCUGAAGCCAAACUUAAGUUUGGAGUUCAGAAUGCUGAAGAUGCUGCCAGAUGGAUGCAAGCUUUCAGGAAUGCUGCAGAAAGGGCACAGCCACCUGGUAUCAAUAAAACUUUCAUUCCAGCUCCAGGACGAAAACGCCGUCCAAACCUUAGGCGCUCGGGGAGGAAAGGAAGUGGACCGGUCCCGGAUGUGUCCGGAAAUUUUGAUAACUUGGACGGAGAGGAACUUACCGCCGAAUUGCAAUCAGAGAUGCCAAAUUGGACUGGUGCGCUACUAGCAAAAGAUGCUUCACCAGAUGUGGUUGCGUCCUCUCCCUGGGAAAUUUUUGGAUGCAAAAAUGGUCUACGUUUUUUUGAGGAAACUGCCGAGUGCGACGAUAGUAUUAAAGAUAAGAUCCGCGGGGGAACUCCUCCAGCUCUCAUGGCAGUGGGCGUUGUGGAUGCUAUCCCUGCAACUGUCUUUGAUACAGUCAUGGCCUUGGGGCCUUCACGAGCUGAGUGGGAUUUUUGCUUCCACCAAGGCCAAAUCAUAGAUCACGUGCAUGGGCAUAUGGACAUUGUUCACAAACAAUUCCACUCUAAAUGGCUUCCUUGGCGCAUGAAGCCUCGGGAUUUGGUGUUCGAGCGUUACUGGCGCCGAGACGAUGACGGCACCUAUGUAAUACUCUACAGGUCCAUCAAGCAUCCCAAGUGUCCUCCCAGCAAGAAAUUCACGCGGGCUUAUGUACUAAGUGGGGGCUACGUAAUAUCACCUUUGACGGGGAAGAAUGCGGAGGUUAAUCGAUCAAUGGUGAAGCACAUAAUGAAAGUAGAUUGGAGGGGAUACUUUUGGAGAAAGUCUCGCAACCGGAAUAUGUCACUUCUCAUGCUUGAGCGAAUUGCAGCGAUUCGUGAGCUGUUCAAGGUGAAGGAGAGACCACCAGUUCCUUUGAAAACUGAACGCCGCGAAAAUGAGGAAAGUAUCUUUGAACGCGCACAGUCCCAACAAGAAUUUGCGAAUACACUCUCGAACAAGUUAACAAACCAAUCAACUCUUGAAGAAUCAGAAAGCAAAUUCCUCCAGGUUGCUGAUGAUGAGUUUUUUGAUGCUGAGGAGCCUUUAUCCUGGAAACGUGAAUCUCAGUCCGAGCUUAUGUCUUCCGAUGAAGUUGAAGGUUCAUCCAUGGAUGAAGAGCAAUAUGAACCACGCAACUAUACUCCCCAGAAGGCCGUGUCGAAGGCUUCAACCUUAGUCAAGCGAAUUCAAGACCUUACUGGAGCUCCCAGAUAUUCUUCGUUUGCAAGCCAGGGAGGAACGAGGGAUAGGACAACUGAAGGUGACCUGGAGUUUAUGAAGCGGGAAUCCUCGUUGGGAACGAUGACGUGGGAUACUGCUGAAUCUAGCACCUUCCUAAUUCGCGGGAAACACUACCUUAGGGACCAUAAAAAGGUGAAGGCAGGAACUCCAGUGAUGCAAUUAGUAGCGGCAGACUGGUUUAAGUCUGACAGAAGCGAGGAACAUUUAGCUGCCCGUGCAGGAUGUGUUAUUCAGAAGCUCUUCGUUAAGCAGACUAGUGCUCAAAGGGUGGCUGAAUCGUAUUUUGUGAUCAUCAAUCUUCAAGUGCCGGGCACGCCUUCGUACAGCCUGGUGUUGUACUAUAUGGCCAACAAGCUGCUCCAGGAUAUCCCACUCCUCGAGGGCUUUGUCCGCGGUGAUGAUCACUAUCGUAACAGCCGCUUCAAGCUCUGCCCACAUGUUGCCAAGGGCUCUUGGAUCGUGAAGCAGAGUGUGGGAAAGUCAGCUUGCUUGGUGGGAGAGGCUCUGGACAUUAACUACUUUUCCUCCGAUAAUUACCUGGAGAUGGACAUUGAUAUUGGAUCAUCGUCAGUUGCAAAAGGAGUUGUAAAUCUUGUUGCAAAUUAUGCUUCAAAGUUAGUUUUAGAGAUGGCCUUCCUCAUUCAGGCUAACACAGACGAGGAGCUACCAGAGAAACUACUGGGAACUGUUCGGAUCUCCAACUUGGACAUGGCAAAAGCCGUGAUUCCACCAGCACCAUGAAGAAGAUUCACAGUUUUUGUAUUACAAUAUUCCUUGUACUCGAGCAAAUAUCACAUAUUCCCGAGAAGUGCAAAUGCGAGGGUAAUAGGUCAAGGCACUCUAUCUCCAAAGAUUACAGGAGUUGAUUGAAAAGUCUGAAAUCACGAUAUCGAGAUUUAGUCUACAACGUCAAAAUGUGGUACUUUACAGGAUUAGGCGUUCAAGAAGCAGUAGUUGGAUCAUUGAAAGUUUGCUUCAGGUGUUGAAUCCUGUGAGAUAAAGCAGAGAUCGCUCUUGUUGAGCAAACUGCGGUGGUAAUGGGUUUGGCACCCUGAAGUGCACCUUGUGUGUGUGUUUUUUUUUUUUUUUUUUUUUUUUUUUUUGGUCUCAACAGAUUGAUAGGAACAAUUUUUUUGUGGUCAGCUUUUUCAACUAGGCUUUAAGUUUUGAUGUUUUCAAAAAAAAGUGUGACUCGAAGACCACAUCCUCAACAUUAUUUUUUAAUUUUAA